AUGAUCAAAAUCAAAUUACUUUCUGAUAGAGCCAGAAUCCCAAAAAGAGAUUCACCACAAGCUGUUGGUCUUAUUCUUCACGCUGCUAAAUCAAAAACAAUUAAACCUCGAGAUAAAGUUGUUGUUCCUACAGAUUUACAAAUUGAAAUUCCAACGGGUUGUUAUGGUCGAAUUACUCAAAGACCUGGAUUAGAAUAUAAUCGCUCAAUUGCUGUUGGUACAAGUAUUAUUGAUUCUGAUUACCGAGAAAAUGUUGGUGUUGUAGUUUUCAACUUUAGUAAUGACUAUUACAGGAUAAAUCAUGGAUCUCGAAUCGCUCAGUUGAUUUGUGAAAAAAUAAUAAUUCCUGAAGUAGUUGUAGUUAAGUAA
This is a messenger RNA of Panonychus citri (citrus red mite), 369 nucleotides long. RefSeq names its product deoxyuridine 5'-triphosphate nucleotidohydrolase-like. The transcript has a single exon. Lineage: Eukaryota; Metazoa; Arthropoda; Arachnida; Trombidiformes; Tetranychidae. The record is from RefSeq and is a predicted model, not a curated record. The coding region runs from base 1 to 369 and encodes 122 amino acids. Gene Ontology annotation, molecular function: dUTP diphosphatase activity; magnesium ion binding. Gene Ontology annotation, biological process: dUMP biosynthetic process; dUTP catabolic process.